Molecule: messenger RNA, 360 nt
Organism: Meyerozyma guilliermondii ATCC 6260
Lineage: Eukaryota; Fungi; Ascomycota; Pichiomycetes; Serinales; Debaryomycetaceae
Gene: RPS26A
Product: 40S ribosomal protein eS26
Exons: 1
Coding region: 1-360 (119 amino acids)
Biological process (GO): translation
Cellular component (GO): ribosome; cytosolic small ribosomal subunit
Molecular function (GO): mRNA binding; structural constituent of ribosome
Source: RefSeq, a predicted model, not a curated record
AUGCCAAAAAAGAGAGCUUCCAACGGUAGAAACAAGAAGGGAAGAGGUCACGUCAAGCCAGUCAGAUGUUUGAACUGUGCCAGAUGUGUUCCUAAGGAUAAGGCCAUCAAGAGAGUCACCAUCAGAAACAUGGUUGAAGCCGCCGCUGUCAGAGAUUUGUCUGAGGCUUCGGUCUACUCUGAGUACGCCGUGCCAAAGUUGUACAACAAGUUGCACUACUGUGUCUCCUGUGCCAUCCACGCCAGAAUUGUCAGAGUCAGAUCCAGAACCGACAGAAGAGUCAGAACUCCUCCUCAAAGGAAGAGAUUCAACACUGACAGAAAGGUCAACCCUGCUGAUGCCGCCAAGAAGGCUGCCUAA